This is a messenger RNA of Arabidopsis lyrata subsp. lyrata, 1624 nucleotides long. RefSeq names its product AP2/ERF and B3 domain-containing transcription repressor TEM1. The coding region runs from base 342 to 1415 and encodes 357 amino acids. The transcript has a single exon. The record is from RefSeq and is a predicted model, not a curated record. Lineage: Eukaryota; Viridiplantae; Streptophyta; Magnoliopsida; Brassicales; Brassicaceae. Gene Ontology annotation, molecular function: DNA-binding transcription factor activity; DNA binding. Gene Ontology annotation, biological process: regulation of DNA-templated transcription.
CCCAUAUUUUUGGACUCUUCCGACGAAACUUCCUCUACAAAACACAUUUUGCCAUUCUUGCAAGACUUGACCCUACUCUUCUGCACCUUCCCCUUUCUCUUUUAUAAUUCAAUCAAUUUAAUUUUUAUUUUCACCUUUCUUUCAUAAAUACAUUACCCACAUUUUACAUUUAUCUCUCAUUAUCCUAUAAAAUUUCCACAAAACAAAUAUCAACGUACAUGCACUUCCUUGUGUAUAUAUAAACUCCAACCCCAUCUCUUCAUAAAGCAACAAAAACUUAACCCAUUUCUCUUUAUUUCUUUCUUUAAUUGUUCUUCUCUCUCUCAGAAACUCAAACAAAAAUGGAUUACAGCUGUGUAGACGACAGUAGUACAACGUCAGAAUCUCUCUCCAUCUCUACUCCGAAGCCGACAACGACGACGGAGAAACUCUCUUCUCCUCCGGCCACGAUGCGUCUCUACAGAAUGGGAAGCGGCGGAAGCAGCGUCGUUUUGGAUUCAGAGAACGGCGUCGAGACCGAGUCACGAAAGCUCCCGUCGUCGAAAUACAAAGGUGUUGUGCCUCAACCUAACGGAAGAUGGGGAGCUCAGAUUUACGAGAAGCAUCAGCGAGUUUGGCUCGGUACUUUCAACGAAGAAGAAGAAGCCGCGACUUCUUACGACAUCGCCGCUAGGAGAUUCCGUGGCCGUGACGCCGUCACUAAUUUCAAAUCUCAAGUUGAUGGAAACGAAGCCGAAUCGGCUUUUCUUGACGCUCAUUCUAAAGCUGAGAUCGUUGAUAUGUUGAGGAAACACACUUACGCCGAUGAGUUUGAGCAGAGCAAACGGAAAUUUGUUAACGGUAAGGGAAGACACUGUGGAUCGGAGACGGCGAUGCAAGGAAACGACGCAGUUUUGAGAGCGCGUGAGGUUUUGUUCGAGAAGACUGUAACGCCGAGUGACGUCGGGAAGCUGAAUCGUUUAGUGAUACCGAAACAACACGCGGAGAAGCAUUUUCCGUUACCGGCGACGACGACGGCGAUGGGGAUGAGUCCGUCUCCGACGAAAGGCGUUUUGAUUAACUUGGAAGACAGAACAGGGAAAGUGUGGCGGUUCCGUUACAGUUACUGGAACAGCAGUCAAAGUUACGUGUUGACCAAGGGCUGGAGCCGGUUCGUUAAAGAGAAGAAUCUCAGAGCCGGUGAUGUGGUUUGCUUCGAGAGAUCAACCGGACCAGACCGGCAAUUGUAUAUCGACUGGAAAGUCCGGUCUAGUCCGGUACAGACUGUGGUUAGGCUAUUCGGAGUCAACAUUUUUAAUGUGAGUAACGAGAAACCAAACGACGUCGCAGUAGAGUGCGGUGGCAAGAGAUCUCGGGAAGUUGAUUUGUUUUCGUUAGGGUGUUCCAAGAAGCAGGCGAUUAUCAAUGUCUUGUGACAAUUUUUUCUUUUUUUCUUUUUUUCAAUUUUUUUCUCCUUGUUCAAUAUUUUCUAUUAAAUUGGCAAGUUGUAAAUUAGGACAAGACAAGAAAUAUGACAACUAGACAAAAUAGUUUUUGUUUACAUCUAAUUUAGGGUUUGUUUUUCAACCUUGCUGGAAUAUGAUAUGUGUUUUCCUCCUUAAUCUAAUAAUCUUAUUUAAUCUAA